AUGGAAUUGGGUAUUUGGAGCUUAGCAAAUGGACCCCCUUUCAAGUUCCUAGUCCCUUUAGUCUAUGCCCCUGUUCUCCCCUUAAUUCGACUUUCUUUGAGGAAGAAUCCAGUUUUAAGAGACCGGUUGUUUACUAUUGUGUUGGCUGGGGCUUUUGUUCAUGGUUCUUAUUUGGUAGCAGAUCUAUAUGAUGUUGAGAGCAAGUGAAGAAGCAGAGUUUGGCUUGAGAAACUGAUUAUAUCUCCUUCAUCAAUUAUUCUUGUUUGCCGGAUCUUAUGCAGCUUGAUCUUCUGAAAGUAGAAUGGCUUAGAACAAAUUGAAGAUUGUAAUCUUCUCAUUCCUUUUAUUGUGAAAUGAUAAUUAUAUCUUGUAUUUAUGAUUCUUUUGGGCCAAAGAUUUAAGGGCUGCUCAUUGCGGAAUUAGUUUCAAUUUUCAAGAGAAAUAAGAGAGAAUAAUCUGCUAUUGAUGAAUUGUAACUGUUUUGUUGUGGAAAAUAUGAUGUGAUUGAUAUGCAGGCUAAUUCAUUUUAAGUGGGAGCCUCUAUGCAGUAAAUUAUGCCUGAUAUUUCAAGGUGAAAGAAUUGGUAAGUCUAAUGUCUUCAAGAAAACACUGCCAUCCAUGCAUUAUGCAUUGCUGAUCUGGAUCAUUCUCUUGUAAUGCUUUUGAAGACAUUGACUGGCAACAAAAUUUAGAUUUACUCAUAAGAUAUUGCAUUUCAAGAGAAUUAUUUUUAUCGGUUAAACCCACCAUUGUUGUCAAGGUUGCAUGAUUUUGAACUUGUCGGGAUUCGGACACGCGGGGGUUUCGGUUUAAGCAGAACUUAGAGGAAACAAAAGACAAGUGGCUGGUUGCUUGGGUGCUGGACCACAGUAUUGAGUGCUCCUGGCAAGAUUCUUGCUUUCUUGGACAUUUCUAGGUUCCAGCUUUCUUUAUCAGCACUUUUUCUCUCAAUUUUCAUGUGCAAAUUUAAAAUACGCGGGAAGAAAAUUUCUCUUUUUUUUUCUUCCCUAAAGCUCAAACAAUUUGUGCUAAAUUUGUGUUUGUGACUUUCAAAAUCAUCCUCAAGAGUUGUGGCCGUCAAGAAGCAGCUUAUCUUUUACUCCAUCCCUCCCACCCCUUCAGACAAUAACAAAUUCCAUUACAGCUCUGUGUGCUGAAACAUUUGGCAGCUGCCUAUGUGUGAAAGCACAAAUUGAUUGUACCAAUCAGCAAAGUUAAAACCGAGGAAAACAGUCCUGAUGGCAUCAUCACAAAUAUCGUGAAAAUCUGAAACUUUGGCAUAUUCCUCUUUUGAUACUUUGAAUUCCUCGUAGCAUAUUUGGCAACUUGGAGAUUCUUAUUCAAAGAUCCAAACAUGCAAUAGUUGCUACUUUUUAUUAUGUUGAUGAUCAAUUUACACUAGCAUCUCAACGGUCGGAUGAGUUGAGA
Durio zibethinus is the source of this 1428-nucleotide messenger RNA. The record is from RefSeq and is a predicted model, not a curated record. Lineage: Eukaryota; Viridiplantae; Streptophyta; Magnoliopsida; Malvales; Malvaceae.